Molecule: messenger RNA, 246 nt
Organism: Symbiodinium necroappetens
Lineage: Eukaryota; Dinophyceae; Suessiales; Symbiodiniaceae
Source: the annotation of a GenBank genome assembly
AUGGCGCCUGCUGGGCCGAAGAGUUCAGGUUUCACCGACAGCAAGAAAUGCCUGUCCAGCGAGUACACGUAUGAGCACUUGCAGCGGCAGCUGCAGAGAAUCCUCGGACGCCUUCUGGAGCGGGAGCUGCUAAGGUGGAACGGAGGCACCUGGGACUUCCUGCGGCGGGUGGUUCCCAACGACAUGCUUGAUGAAGCUCUGAGCUGGCUGGAUGAACAUAUCCCCCCGGAAGGUAUUCCUAUCUAG